AUGACACCAGCCUUGGGGACUUCUAGGUAUCGCCAACCGCAUCCUUUAGGUGCGAUUCUUGUGGCUCCUUCACACACACCCUUUCGUAUUCCCACAUCCCGCCCUUAUUCCCUCCCUCCUAUCCUCCCGCUCUCUCUCUUACCCUGCUUCUCUCCAAAGCCGUUGUUCCUGUACGGCUCCCGCACAUAAUUCCACCGCGAUGGAAAUUAAAUGAAGGUGGCUUAACGCAGCUAACACCGGCAUGCUUUGAAGGAUGUAACCGGGCUGGGGGGGGGAGGCUCUUACGCUGCCAGAUCCUUUUCCAUGGGCUGUAGUGGAUUUGCGAGGCGAGGACACAGCAAUCACUCAGCCAUGCAGAAGCCCAGACAACAGGAAUAAUCUCUCCACCAGACUUGUGGGAGCUCCACUUUUUAUUUAUUUAUUUAUUUAUUUAUUCCUGAAUUAUUUAUUUCCCGCUGUCAAAGACGGUGUCGGACAAUGGAGCGGGAGUGAGACAGUGGCACGAUUUGUUGACUGCGACCUGCAGCACGCAUGGAUGUGUUCAGCUUUGUGAAGAUGCCAAAGCUGACAGGUCACAGGACCAAGUCGUCAGGCUGGCCGCCCCCUUCAGGGACCUGGAAUGCCUCGCAGGGACCCCCCAAUGGAUGGGACAUGGGCACCAAUAGAGAGGGGCGUGACUGCUACAUCAACCAGUUCAGCCAGAGCAGCUCCCUGGAAGAGGUCCGCCUAGAUGGAGACAAGUUUGUGCCACCAGCACCCCGGAAGGUGGAGAUGAGACGAGACCCUGUGCUCGGCUUUGGCUUUGUGGCAGGCAGUGAGAAACCUGUGGUGGUCCGCUCGGUCACGCCAGGGGGCCCAUCAGAAGGCAAGCUCAUCCCAGGGGACGAGAUCAUCAUGAUCAAUGAUGAGCCUGUCAGUUCCGCACCCAGGGAGAGGGUUAUCGACCUUGUCAGGAGCUGCAAGGAGUCCAUAUUGUUGACCGUCGUUCAGCCAUACCCAUCACCCAAGUCGGCGUUCAUCAGUGCAGCCAAAAAGGCCAAGUUAAAGACCAAUCCCGUCAAAGUUCGCUUUGCCGAAGAAGUCAUCAUCAAUGGCCAGCUCCCUGAAACUGUGAAGGACAAUUCCCUUCUUUUUAUGCCAAAUGUUCUGAAGGUCUACCUGGAGAACGGUCAGACGAAAUCGUUUAAAUUUGACAGCAACACAUCUAUUAAGGAUGUCAUCUUGACCCUGCAAGAGAAGCUUUCCAUUAAGAGUAUCGAACACUUCUCUUUGAUUCUGGAGCAACGAGCUGAAGGGUCAGCGAGCAAACUCAUGCUCCUGCAUGAGCAGGAGAUGCUAACUCAGGUGACAAAGAGGCCGGGGUCACACAAGAUGAAGUGUUUUUUUCGCAUCACUUUUGUCCCAAAGGACCCCCUAGAGCUGCUUAGGAGAGAUGCGAUAGCAUUUGAGUACCUCUAUGUCCAGAGCUGUAAUGAUGUGGUACUGGAGAGAUUCGGGUCAGAGCUGAAAUAUGACACUGCUCUCCGUCUUGCUGCACUGCAAAUGUAUAUUUUAACCAUCAAUACCAAGCAGUCACAGAAAGUGUCCCUCAAGUACAUUGAGAAGGAGUGGGGUCUAGCCUUGUUCCUGCCUCCUGCAGUGCUGUCUAGCAUGAAAGAGAAGAACAUCAAAAAAGCCCUCGCUCACAUCCUCAAAACCAACCAGAACCUUGUUCCGCCUGGUAAAAAGCUGACUGCCUUGCAGGCUAAGGUCCAUUAUCUGAAGUAUCUCAGUGACUUGAGGCUCUAUGGAGGUCGGGUGUUUAAGUCCACACUUAUUCAAGGCGAGAAGCACACUGAGGUGACCUUGCUGGUUGGGCCCAAAUAUGGCAUCAGCCACGUGAUUAACACCAAAACCAACCUGGUGGCACUUCUGGCUGAUUUCAGUCAUGUCAACCGCAUUGAGAUGUACGCAGAAGAGGAAAACAAAGUUCGAGUGGAGCUCCAUGUUCUGGACGUAAAGCCCAUCACCCUGUUAAUGGAAUCCACUGACGCAAUGAAUCUGGCCUGUCUGACUGCUGGUUACUACAGAUUAUUGGUGGACUCUCGGCGUUCCAUCUUCAAUGUGGCCAAGAACACUGACAGUAUGGGAAUACAUCAAGCAGCGAGGAUCAAGCAGACCUACCAGGCCAUCGAAUGCACAUACAGCACGCCCCAAAAAGGAUAUGAAGACAGGAACCACCAGAGGUUCAGCCAAGACUUCUCAGACCCGGAGUUUGAAUGCCUGGAACGCGGCAGAUGUGAAGGUCAACCAGCCUACAUGGCUGAGAUCCACCAGGCUCAUCAUUCAAUACAUAUGGCAGAAAGAGCAGAGUACUGCCGGUUACCAUGCUCCCAAACAUACCUUAAUGUCCCAAGAACCAAAGACCAAGAACCCUCGAGGAGUGCAAAGGUCUCUUUCAUAUUCGGAGAUCCUCCUUUAGACACCGUAAACCCCCAAAAUCUGGGCUACCAGAGACUGAUGGACGAAGGUUCAGAGAUUAUAGACAAUCACAGCCCCAUGUACAGGCGCCUGGAUGAGGACUACAAGAUGAUGGACGCCCUUGAAGACGGCGAUGGGUAUCAGUAUUCCACCAAAAUGUUUGAGGAGCCGCUGCUGCACGAUAUCUGCUAUGCAGAGACAACGGAUGACGCAGAAGACGAGGAUGACAUCAGCUGCGAGGAGGACAUUGUGAUGAGUGACAUUGACAAGCCUGCGUUGCUCUCCCUCUCAGGAUCCAGUGAUGACAUCAUCGACUUGACCUCCCUCCCACCACCACCGGAGGGCAACGAUGAGGAGGAUAACGACGUACUGCUGCACUCGCUGAACCUGGCCAUUGCUGCUCCUCCUCCCGGCUUCAGGGACAGCUCAGAUGAGGAGGAGCACCAGGAGGCUGGGAAUCAGGCCCAGGGCGGCCACAAUGAUAUCCCAGUGUCCCUCAUAGAUUCAGUGCCGGACCAUAGUGUACAGAACCAGGGGGAGCCCCUCGACGAGGCCGUUGUGUCCACUUUGCAGGCACUUGAGGCCCUUGCUGCAUCUGAGGAACCCGCACAAUCUGAGAACACAGGUGUACAAAUAUUACGAGCCUUUAGUCCCGAGUCAUCAGAUUCUGGCAAUGAAACCAACUCGUCCGAGAUGACGGAAAGUUCCGAGCUGGCCACCGCCCAGAGGCACUCGGACAACCACCUGAGGAUGCAGGUAGCUGCGACCGACGGUUACCACGCCGCGAAUGGCGAGAAGACAGAGGGACUUGGUGAUGACGGCGCAGGGACUGUGCAGGGGCAUCAGGGUGAGGAGCUGAAAUCCGCUGCCACGGCCUCUUCCCAGCUAUUCCACUCGGACGGUGGUGAGAUGGAGCCAGAGACAAUGGAAAUCAAAUCAGUCAGUGAAUACUUCACUAAGAUGCACAUCGGCUCAAUUAUAAGCCGGCAGAGAGGGAAACAGCGGGAGCCAGAGAACCGAAUCCAACGAGAGACCUGUUCUCCCGCUGAGAGAUGCCAUGUGACUUCCCAAGAACUAGCUAAAGAGGAGGAGACACAUCUUGUUGGGAAGUACAACACGUUCACUGUGAGAGAUUCCUAUUAUGUGAAUCAGCUUGAUCUGGGACGAACUCCCCUCAAAGACCGGCAUCAAAAAUGGCUGCACAGAGCGCCCGGAAACAAAAUGGACGAGGCUCUCUCUCCAGAAUAUGUGAAUGAGUCACAGGCCUCCCACACAGACAGGUUGACAAUGAAGGGAGGGAAACAGGAUUCGGAUGAAAGAAGCCAACCGUUAAAUGCCCAACUCCGCUCUCCCGCCAAGGAACCCGAGGGGGCUGAUACUUCACGGGACGGUGAGCAGCAAAUUAAGAAUACGGCGUCAGACCAUGAUGUCACAAGGCUGUACGAAUACCACUUGAGCAAGCGCAUGUCAUCCUUGCAGAGUGAGGGGGCUCAUUCUCUACAAAGUUCUCAAUGUUCCUCCAUAGAUGCUGGAUGUAGCACGGGCAGCAGCAGUUGUGUCACUCCAAUGGAUUCGCCACUUUGCGCUACAGACAACACGCAUGUACUGUCUGAGUCCUCGCUAAAGGGGCUGAGUUAUGUAACCGUUGCUGAGGAAAAGGCCUGUGUUCCCCCAGGCCAAAAUAAGGACCCCACACAACUGAGGAAAAACCACGCACCCAACAGCGGAGAGGGUGGGUUUGGAAAUAGCCGGGACAGCAGUCACAGAUUAUCCAAGAUAAAAGAAACCACAGCCUGCGCACAGCAGUGGAAGGUUGGAGAUGAGUCAUCUUUAACUCUCUGUCAUGAGACCAGUAACACCACUACAGUCAUGUCACCAUCCUUAUUACAAAGCUGCACAGAGCCCAGUAAGCUGGCGUGGGCCGGAGCAGAGUCCGACCCGCAUGCCCUGCUUUCCCCCACGUGUGACCUUCUCAAAGGCAGCCUCAGGAAGCCACGCAAGGUUCAGAUGCACAGGAGAAGCUGGAGCACAUUAAUGCAAGGCUCCAGGAGCUUUGAGGCAUUGCUGGAGAGGACCAAAGCCACGUUCACAGGGAAGAGCGGUGGUCAGAAUCCAGAGUCCCAACAUCGAUCGAAAGUUCAGCGCAUAUCGUAUGCCAAAACCAUCCCCAAAAGUUUGUCCCACGGUUCAGUUGCCGGUAAUUCAUCAUGUGGAAGGCUGCCGCAGUCGGCGACAACACGGCUGGAUACGGGUGCAUGGAGAUGCCAUGGGCCGGUCAGUUGCUGCUUCAUUCGAAGACAGAAGAACACUGAGCGUGCUCACAGGGAGCCCGCCCAGCUCGUUUACUCUGUCGGCUCGACUGGCGAUAAGAACGCAGUCUUGAAAGCAGACAACGCAGCCGCUGCAGUGAAAGGCAUGAGCCUGGAGGCGAGGUUAGCUUGUGUGAAUUCAAUGAAGGGAAAGACCUACAGCCUUCGCACAGGGUUCGCACUCGCACAGACGGACGCCUUGGAGAUCGUUAGCUUGCUGCGUUCCAGCCACACGUCAAGAGGUGACAGCGUGGAGGUCGGCGACGCUGGCAUGGAGACGUUCUCCCGACUGCUCAUCACGCAGGCUAAAGUGCUGAGCGGCGCCUGUGGUCAGAUGGCUGCAGAGUACGGCAGCCCGGAGGAGCUGUUGCUCACUCUGACGCACAGCUUCCACACACUCUGCUGCCUAACGCAGGCCUGCAUGUCCUUGGCGGAAGGCCUCCGCGGCGACACAGAGCGGCAUGAGGUGGUAGCCAAGGUGGAUGAGGUUGUCAUCAACUACGUGUGUCUGCUGAAAGCUGCCGAGGCAGCUAUGGUGAGCGCCCCUGGCGAUCCAAGUGUGAAAGCAUUGACGUAUCACUCUGCCAAAAUGUCCGCUACCGUAAACACGCUAAUUCACUUAAUGACAACACUGAGCAUCAAAUAACUUAUUGAUUUGAAAGCCAUACAUACGAGACAUGGGUGUCACUACCAAUGUGAACUGCUGUGACAAAAGAAAUAUAUUGCCUUGUGUACACAAUAUUUUAUUAAUGUAGAAAUUAAAUAUAUGAUUCACAGAAUAAAAAAAAAAAUUAAACCUCUAAGGUGAUGCAUAUUCAUUUAAGCAUUAAAGACUAUAUACUAAGAAUUAUUUCAAUUAUUUAUAGAUUUCAUUACAGACUUCUAGAGCAUAACAAAUCUACAGUAUGUUGUUUAUAAAAUGUAAUAAUAUAUAUUAUAUUGGAGAAAUACUGUGUACAGCUCUUGACAAAUCAUUGCACAGGAUGACAUCAAAUUAAAAUAAUGCACUUUUUUCAUUUGCUGUGCACUUUCAAGGACACUGUGUACACUUUCCUUUUUUUUUUGUUCAUUAAAGAGAUGGAAACAUAA
Dunckerocampus dactyliophorus (ringed pipefish) is the source of this 5858-nucleotide messenger RNA. RefSeq names its product FERM and PDZ domain containing 4 (gene frmpd4). Lineage: Eukaryota; Metazoa; Chordata; Actinopteri; Syngnathiformes; Syngnathidae. The record is from RefSeq and is a predicted model, not a curated record. The transcript has 17 exons. Gene Ontology annotation, molecular function: protein binding. Gene Ontology annotation, cellular component: cytoskeleton. The coding region runs from base 532 to 5415 and encodes 1627 amino acids.